Messenger RNA from Salvia miltiorrhiza (redroot sage), 831 nucleotides. RefSeq lists its product as uncharacterized. Lineage: Eukaryota; Viridiplantae; Streptophyta; Magnoliopsida; Lamiales; Lamiaceae. The transcript has 2 exons. Bases 1 to 831 code for a protein of 276 amino acids. The record is from RefSeq and is a predicted model, not a curated record.
AUGUUGGCAAAGGUCAACGUGAACUUGCCGUUGCUAGACGUGAUCAGGAAUGUCCCAGCUUACUUGAAGUUCUUUAAAGAGUUGGCCUCCAAGAAGAGGAGGUUCGAGGACAACGAGAAGAUUUUGGUGUCCGAGGUUGCAAACUCCAUAAUGCAACAGCCCUUACCGACCAAGCAACGAGACCCAGCCGAUAGGUCGGUGAGGUAUCCUCAUGGGGUAGUUGAGGAUAUCCUUGUUCGAGUGGGUGGGUUGAUUGUACCUGUGGAUUUUGUUGUCUUGGAGAUAGGAGAGGUACAUGAAAAUGGCAAAGAACAUACUCUAUUGCUAGGAAGAACAUUCAUGGCAACUACUAACACAUUGAUAGAUGUUAAAAAUGGUACCAUUAAAAUGACUGUGUUAGGAGAGUCAGUGUCUUUCUCAGUGCAUCAUAAUCGAGCCAUGCCAUCAUCCUCACUCACUAAUGAAUGUUCUUAUAUUGAUGCUAUUGAUGGCUUGGCCGAGAUGUUCUUUGUGCAGGAGCAAGAAGUUGUUGAGGUUUUUGCAGGGUCCGCGGACAUGGAGGAGUUUGCCCGUGAAGCCGAAGAACGAGAGCGGGCCCGCAAGGCUAAGCUCCCCAUUGAUGAGGCCGUGGUGAUUGACUAUGCCACGAAGAUUAAGCCGACCUUGGAGCUCAAGGAGCUCCCCAAGAACCUCAAGUAUGUAUACUUGGAAGGAGAGGCGGAAAAGCUCGUGAUCAUAUCUGCCGAGCUCACUGCACGAGCAAGAGUUGGCAUUGAUGGAGGUUUUGCGGAAAAACAAGGCAGCUUUCGGAUGGGGCCUUGCCGAUAUUAA